UUAUUAAUCACAGAAAAAGACAAAAAAAUGAUACUUUUGAGAUUUUUAUUUGAAUUUAUCUAUUUUUUCUGUGUCCGGCUUUCCGUGACGUAUUUUGCGCAUGCGCCAUAUAACAGUUUGAGAGAAUAACUAUUUGGUGACCACAGCAUUUUUGUUUUAUACACUAUAAGGUGUUUAAAUUUACACAUUUGACAUGGAGAAAAUGAGAUGCUGUUGGCCCUUAGUGUUCCUGCUGCUCAUACAGAAAGUGUCCUUGCAGGACAUUCAAGCUUAUGUAGGUGAAACCAUCACCUUACCAUGUUUAAACAGUGAUAAGGCCCUGCAGGGUGAAAUCACUGUGUUCUGGAGAUUCAGAGACACCAGCACUGUGUACGACAUCAUCAACAGCAGAGCAUCGUUUGAUGAGCAGGAAGCAUCAUUCAGAAACAGAGUUGAAGGUUUUCCAGCUGAGUGGACAAAAGGAAACUUCUCCAUCAGACUCAAGAAUGUGACGACGGCUGAUGGAGGAACGUACACCUGCUUCAUUCCUAACAUCAGCGCGCAAACAAAAGUGCAGCUGACUGUUAAAGAUCGUCCAGUCCCACCAACGGACAGUAACUCAAGAAACAGCGACGUCAGAAGAAGACCAGACCAUAUUUUACUUUUCUUUGCAUUUCUGCUGGGAUGCUCUCUGCUGUGCGCAUAAGCUUUGCAGGCAAACCUGUACUGUUUGAAGUACAAUCCUUUACGCCAACCCUGUCCACUUAUUGUUUAGCAUAUCUGUUAAAAGAGGAACAGGAAGUCUACAGAAUGCUUUGCUAAAUUUUGAAAAAGUAAAUUUACAGUUAAAUUGGAGUAAACCACAGAUCAGCUCAGAAAGAUCAGUCUGUUUUUCUGCAAUAGAACUUUGUGUGAUUCUCUCACUACAGGUCUGGCAUUCCAGUAGGUUUUUUCAUGUUUUACUGCACUUUAAACACUUACUGGCAGCGGUGGGGUUAAAAUGAGGGGCGGUGAGGAGGUGCUAGAAUUAUAUAUUCGUAUCGAUUUCACACAUAAAGAAAAGCUCAGUCUCCCUGUCUCUCCUGCACAUCAGCACCAGCCUGUUAUUAGUAUAAGAAACGGCUGAGCAGGAAACUGUUUAUUUAGAAUAAAGAGCCAGAUCGCAGGCAGGGUCAACUACUAUCGUUGGUUACACCUCCGCACCAUUUGAAGAGGUAGAUUAGUUUCACAGACAAUGAGAAUGAUAGUGAAAAUGAGGAUAAUAUUAUACUGACGCCAUCCAGUCAGUAGUGAGCUUAUACACAAAAUAUGCAACCAGAAUGCAUCUCUGCUGGCUUACUGACUGAUGAGCUUAGAUUAUGUAAUCGGAAAAGCAGUGCUAAUUUGAAGAGAGUGACCAAAUGGAGCUGCACAGUUCUGAAGGAAAUGCAAAUAUAUUUUCAUGAGAGCAGGUUAUCGAGAAGGUUAUGGUCAGGGUGGAAAAUUAACAUCAGCCUCCUCCCAAAUGUGUGCAGAUGUUUACAUCUGGCAGGUAGAUUUAAGACUUGAUGUAAGAUGGCCGUCUGCUUACUGUACUAACCUUCUAAAAUCCAUCAGUUCUGCCCUGUCUAAAGAUAUUCAACAGCAGUCGACAACAACAAAAGCACAGCCCCAUAAACUGUAAUAAUCAUCAGUGAUCAUCUUGAUCAGCCAAUGAGAAAACAUGCUGGCUAUUUCAAACAAUGCUAACUCUUUCAGUUACCACUGAUAGUUCUGCCUAAUUAGGGUAUAAUAGCUAGAAUUUAGCUAGAAAUUCCACUGGUUUUACAAAAUUUCUGUAUAAUUCAGUCAUUCAAAGAGGUUUUGUGUGAUCUGCGCCAUUCUAGAGGAACUCUUCAGAGCACUGAUGGAAACCAGACAUCUGAAAAGCUCCCUCACGAAAAGCUGUUAUAUAAAAAGGUUCCGAAUAUGCUGAAAGGUUUUCUUUUUUUCUCAAAAUUUUCCCCAAUUUCCCAAAAUUACAUAAAAAAAAACUUUUUCUCUGUUCAUUCUGGAUGGUAAAUAAAUUGGGCACAUUUGUAUUUGUAAACAUACAUCACUACCCUGGCAAAGAAACCUUCUCUACAAAAAAGUUUCUCUACAAUGAACAAUUCCAAACCACUUUGAAUGACUAAGUUAAACACUGAAUUAUGUAGGAAUUUUAAAACAGCGAUGGAAUUCUUCUUUUAAAGACCAGCUGAUACCAGUACUGGUUCCAAACUGAACAGAAGUCAAAAUGGAACGCAUAAAAAGGAGAUUAUAUAAUGAAAGGUAGCAAAAAGACAUUAAAAAUACUGUUGUUGGAUGGGCAGAAUGAGUUUAUGUAAAGCAGGGGUGUCCAAAGUCCGGCCUUAGGGCCCAAUGGGUGUUUAAUAAGUGGUCUGCCAGCCAGUACGUUGCAGUUCUUCCUUUUACCUGAUGGUGACAGUUGACCAGACCUGCAGUCUUAUUUAGUGAAUGACAUUUAGUCAAGACUACAGACAUAAAGCUCAAACUUAACACUGAAAACUGAUGAUUUUGGCGAGAUGGAAAAGUUCUUAUCAGAGCAAAUUCAGUAGUUCAGUAAAUAUUAACCCUAUAAGGUCGAACAAAAACUACACUGGGGCUACGCUGCGUUUAUUUGAUAUGUAAAGAACAUUAACUAACAAAACCAAACAUUUCUACAUGUUUGUUUAGUUUGUCUCACAAAUUAUAUUUAAACACCUGAAUAUGAUUAAUACAUCAGACAUGUUGCGUUCUUACUCUUAAACAGUUUAUUUAUUACAAGCGCUUAUUGAUCCAAACUGCUCUGAAUGAACAAUCCAACAGUAAAAGAAGCCCCUGCAUCUUUUAUACAGUGAUAGGAAACACAGUAGCUCACAGAAAGCCCAGAUUCUGCGUGCUGAUAUUUUGAAAACCUUAUAUUUUGAAUUAUUUGUGAAUAAUAUGUCGGCCCUCGGGUAUUUUAAUCUGGCCCUUUUUGAAAAAAGUUUGGACGCCCCUGAUGCAAAGGAUACAUGGCUAGUAAAACUGGCUUUCCCCAGACACCGGGAGGUGGACUGAGUAAUUAAUUUGCCGCCCUGGUUAAGCCGAAGCUGAACUCAUAUCUCUGGCGAAAUGUAAGAAAUUGUACAGUGUCCUUGGUAGUGUAGCGGUCAGUUAGUCUGGCAGGUUUCAGAGAGCAUGAUGAUGAUAAUGUAGGCAGGCUUUACGUACCAACAUCGCUGUAGAACGCAGAGGAAACUAACACUUCAGAACUCUUUCCUGUGUACAUAGUUUGUUUUUAGUAAUGCACGUCUAGAAUAGCCACUGUGUUCUAAAAGCAGUGCUGCUCUCAGAUCAGCUCAUCCAGUUUGCAGUGAUUUAUAAAUACGUCUCCACCCCGCUGUGCUCAGCCUUAGCAGCUUUAAUGAAGGGUUUUAAUUUCUGCAUUAGGGCUUAGAAGAACCAAUACUGAUUUUAAAGCAUCAUAUAUAUCGCUGCACUAAUAUUAGACUGCAGAGCUCUUUUGUGUACACUUUGUUUGCACUGUUAUUUAACUAUUUAUUUAUAUAUUUGUGUUUGUUCCAAAAGGGACAUAUAAACUGGAAUGCAUCAUCAGUUCCUCAGUUGCAACUUUGAAGAUAUCUUGGUAUUUCAGGUACUCCUGACUGACCUGCCACUCUGAUGCGUUAGGAUGUGCGAAAAUGGACUGGAAACCAAGUGAUCAGGUCGUCAUUUUAUCAGCUCCACUGACCAUAUAGGAGCACUGUAGUUCUACAGUUACAGACUGUAGUCCAUCUGUUUCUCUGCAUACUUUGUUACCCUGUUCUUCAAUGGUCAGGACCCCCACAGGACCACCACAGAGCAUUAUACACUCCUAUCUGGUAAACCUAGCUGUAGUGUUUAACAGAGUGAACCAUGAGCAUUACCACCACAACAACGUCAGUGUCACUACUAAGAAUGACCCACCACCCAAAUAGUGCCUGCUCUGUGAGGGUCCAUGGGGGUCCUGACCACUGAAGAA
Molecule: messenger RNA, 3982 nt
Organism: Colossoma macropomum (tambaqui)
Lineage: Eukaryota; Metazoa; Chordata; Actinopteri; Characiformes; Serrasalmidae
Product: V-set domain-containing T-cell activation inhibitor 1-like
Exons: 4
Coding region: 194-685 (163 amino acids)
Biological process (GO): immune response; positive regulation of T cell proliferation; cell surface receptor signaling pathway
Cellular component (GO): external side of plasma membrane
Source: RefSeq, a predicted model, not a curated record